GCCUUCACACGCGAGACGCGACGCUUCGUUCCAUAAACCCAAGGCACACUCCACUCUCUCUCUCUCUCUCUCUCUCUCUCUAGGGUUUCGCCUCUCCGCCACUGCUGCUGCUCCUCCUCCUCGCCGCCGCGAUGAGCGCCGCCAGGCCGGACCACCGGCGCCACCACCCGCCGUUCCUCCGCGACCUUUCCUCCCCUAUGUCCUCUUCGUUGCGCCUGCCCCCUGCCUCCCGCCGGCGCGAGACCCAGUCCUCCACCCCACCGCCGCCUCCCCCGCUGCUCUCCCUCGAUGACCUCUCCCAUCUCUCCCCCUCCCCGCAGCCCGCCACGCCUCCGCAGGCGACGAUGAGCCCCUUGCCUCCGCCCCCGCGCGUCGGCAUCUUCUCCUCCCCGCUACGGUCCAACGGCUCGCCCGUCCCCUCGGCGUGGUGGUCCCCGUCGAGGGAGGAGAAGCCCAGGGAGGGAUCGCCGAUGGAUGGCGUCCAGCAGCACCAGCAGUCCCCGACGACGUCGUCAGGACAGCAGUCACAACAGCAGCAGAAGGUGGCGCUUAUCACGCUGCCGCCACCUAGGGAGGUGGCGCGGCCGGAGAUACCGAGGGACUCGACGCCUGCAGCCGGCCGGGUCGAUGAGGAAGAAUGGGUCACCGUUUUCGGAUUUUCUCCUGGUGAUACUAACCUGGUGCUGCGAGAAUUCGGGAAAUGUGGGAUAGUCCUGAGACAUGUUCCUGGUCCAAGGGAUGCAAACUGGAUGCAUAUCUUGUAUCAGAGCCAGCAUGAUGCCCAGAAAGCACUGGCGAAGCAUGGUCAACAGUUAAACAGUGUUCUUAUUAUUGGGGUGAAGCUAGUGGAUCCAUGGCAGAGGCAGUAUCUGAAUGAGAACACCAACGAGAACUAUCAGGGCAGUGCAACAGUCCCAUUUCCAUCGCAGCCUGUAGCACCAAGCGGCUUUGCGACCAGGAACGCACUAGCACCUUUGCCUAGGAACGCUAUGCCAAAUGGCAGCUGCAAUGAGAUCAGCUGUGGUGCUUCUGGGGCCAUUGCUUCACCUGCAAAAUCGGUCCUGUCCAAAGUUAUGGAUUUAAUAUUUGGCAUAUAAGUCAAAUGGUGGUGAUUUUUUGGAAACUUCAAGGCACAAUGCGGACCACCGAUCAACAUUACGACGAUAACAUUUUUUUUAUGUCUGUGGCUCACAUUGAGUAUCAUUUUCAGUGCGCAGAUCGUGUAUUGCAUCCCUACCAUUGUAAUGUGAUGGGAUGCAUGGGUUGUGUCAUACUGUACGGCUGUACCUGUUCCUGUUGUGAUGCUUUGGAUCUAGUUCCUCCGAGAAAGGGAAAAGGGGGAGUAAAAAGUGAUGAUGUUUACGUGAGUAGUUUUUAAGAACUCUAGCUGAGUGGCAUAAGUCAAAUGGCUGAAUUAUUGCCAUGCAAAUUUUA
Messenger RNA from Phragmites australis (common reed), 1434 nucleotides. Its product is annotated as nuclear pore complex protein NUP35-like. The record is from RefSeq and is a predicted model, not a curated record. Gene Ontology annotation, biological process: nuclear pore organization; NLS-bearing protein import into nucleus; regulation of DNA-templated transcription. Bases 132 to 1097 code for a protein of 321 amino acids. Lineage: Eukaryota; Viridiplantae; Streptophyta; Magnoliopsida; Poales; Poaceae. Gene Ontology annotation, molecular function: single-stranded DNA binding; phospholipid binding; structural constituent of nuclear pore. Gene Ontology annotation, cellular component: nuclear pore nuclear basket; nuclear pore central transport channel; nuclear membrane. The transcript is spliced from 3 exons.